AACAUGUAUCGUAUAUACUCGUGAUCCAGGUUUAUAGGUACAAGCAUUUUCAUUAUUUCUUUACGCAAAGCAAACCUCGAAACGAUACUUAACGAAAUUCAGUCUGAAUCUAGAUUAGAAUUCGCCGCUGAAGAUCAUCUUCAACGGAAACUUUUUUCAUUGUUGAAUUCAGCAUAUUAAACUUAGUCGGUAUGCAAUAAAAAUUAAAGUCGGUGUUUUCCAAGAAAACGCAAUCAAUCGUCCUUGAUAAAAGCUUCGGAAUCGGCCUAUACGCGAGUGUAUAUGAUAACGAUUUCGUCGCAAUGAUUAGCGUACAAGAUGCUCCCGUGUGCACAACGACAAUUAUAUCAGUCCCUUUUUAAUUAUACCGCGCUGUGAUGCAUUUAAUCCUGACGUUAGAAAUUGGUGCUAAACGUUUAUCGCUCGAGUGUCCCGCGCGAGAACUGGUGCUCCCGACUCCUCAGAACCUGAAUCAUUACGAAAACGGGAAGAAAGAAAAACAGUGAAAGAUCGCUGAGAAAUGGAAGAAUACGACAACCCAAACGAUUACAGUGGCACAGCACGUACGAACAUAUCGCAUUGGUAGCAUCUUGAGGUUUUUCAAAUCGUAAGAGUUGCGAGCGUUCCGGGGACCCGUUGGCCUCCGGCACGUUGUAAUCAUUUUAGUAUUAGGUACUCGUUAAUUUAUUCUGUAUAUAUAUAUAUACGCGAUAAAAAAAGGAAAAAAAAAGAAAAGAAAGAAAACAACUGUAUAUUAGUUAAGGGCAAAGCAUGCUUUAAACGUGAAAACGACCGGGGUACCGGAAAUGGCCGCGGCUUCCGGUAGGGUUCGCGCGAGUGCUCGCUUGCGAAGGUACAAUUUGCCAUAAAAGAGCAACACGAUAAUCCGUAUGUACGUGUACUCUGCCAUAGGUACGAUUUUCGUUCACGUCGAAAAUGGGUACGACGACGAAACCGUUUGAUCGUUGCGCGAACGAUCACGGACCAACCGGAUGCACGAUGCUUUUCGUUUCAAGCAAAUCGAAUGUAGAACAUGUUUGCUGUUAGAAAACGAAAAACAAACAACGUUGUGGUACCGUUGCUGCUCGUUAAGCGAGAACGAGCAUGAGUUCAUACAUUGUAGAGUGAAUCGCGGCAGUAUUCGAACGUUGGCGGUUCAAGUCUGCAACGCUUAAAAUAAAGACGACCGAACUAAAUUGUACCUUCGAACCAUUAGUACUGAGUUAAGAGAAUGAUAUUACAGCACGAAGAAUAUAUUUUCUUUUGCUGAGACGGUACUGGUGUUUUAAAAAGUUUUUGCCGAGAAAAGCGCGCAACAGUUCGCCACAGAUUUGAAUUGCAAAUGUUCGAACGCCUUCCUCGAUCCAUCGCGUGUUCGCUGUAUGUUUUAACGUAAGAAUAGGCUAUAAGGAUACUUAAGGAAACACAGGCUUUAGGGAAAUAAGGCACGAUUCGAAUUCCCUUUCUUUUUUUACAUCUCAUCGUCCCUGCCGCGGGCUCUUUAAAGCUAACGGAAUUCGCAUAGAUGUAAACCGACGUUCGCGAUUUUAAUUUGCCUCGAACGCAGUUCGAGCAGCCGCGCGGGGAAACAGCGGCUCGUUUCGCGCGUUCAAUUUUUGUAUCCCGUCCCGAGCGAGCUACGUUUUAUCGUCAAACGAGGGCCACGAAUCUAAUCUAUAAGAAGUCUUUCGAUUUAGUAACUGUAAGCAGUGGCGAGAUCAUUCGUCGCGCAACUAUCAUCGUUAAGGCUUAUAAGGGAACAUUGAGCGUCAAUCUUUGUACGCGAGUGUAUUUAACGGAUGGAGACUUCGAUUUCGAAAAUAUUACUUUCCCGGUUUUGCGCGUGAGCACUGCGUUGAUACGAAAUUGUUACGUCUUGGACGAAAUGUUAAGAUAGCGUUUGAAACCCAAAGUCUUCGGCCAAAAGUACUCUUGUAUGCGAAGUUUGACGUGAUUCCGAGGGGAGGGGGGGGGGGAGCAAUCCUCGACGCUCCCUUGUUAACCGAUAUCGCGUCUGUCCCCUGUUAUGCGCAUACUUUUUCUCUGCUUAGCAUGAAACGUCGAUGCACGAUAGGGGUUGAUGGGCACCGAAACGCGUCGACGUCCGUAUUCGUCGUUCUAGUUUGUACCAGUAGUUGUAUCGUGUUGUCCGAGAAUUUUUGAGGCAGCUCAAAAGACGAGUUAGAAAGCAACCGGUGAGAAUACAUUUUAAAAUCCGACGGAUUCGAGCUUGCGCGACGUUGCAUGGAGAAAUGAGGCAUAAUCAAGAAUCGCGUACGCGAGAAAUUAAUCGUGAUCGAAAAACCGAAAUCCGGGGAGAUGCUGGAUAUUUCUCUGGGCAUGAUAUUAACCAAAUUUUUUUUUUUUUUUUUUUUUACGUAGAGAAGAGAGCACGUUUGGCGCACGUUGUAAAAGUUAGACGAAAGAAGAAUAUAAGUCGGAUCAAAAUCAGCUGGUCGCUCGAGGCCGCUGAAGGGUUAUCCCCGCCAUAAAGUUUUGGCCACUCCCACAGAAUCAGUAGACCUGCUGGCACAUGCUCUCCGGCUCCCGAUUAAAAAGCAACAGCGUCAAAAGCGAAUUAUAUCGAUUCGCGCUUUCAAUGGUCGCGUGUUAAUCUAUCGUAGACGUAUGCGACAACCGCCUGGCCGCCGAUUUUAUGCAUUUCUAGCGGACGCGAAUGUGAAAAGCGUAUGCGGAAUACAUACACUCGUGCAAAAUGGAAUAUCGAUAUUAUAUUUCGUUAGUGAAAUAUUUAUCUAUACGCGUUUUGCAUGUACAUAUUUCCCAGCGUUGAGCGAAAUGUAGUCCACGAUUACGAUUACCGUAUAAUCGGUAAUAAUCAAUCGAUGAUUGACGAGUGAUCGGUCACGAUUAGCUCUGAUAGAUUGCAAAUGUAGUUUACGAUUACCGACCAAUCUGACAAUCUCAAGUGAUUAUUCCAUGCGUAAUCUCUGCACAACUCUGGUGUCUUCCAUACCACCCGUACGUUAUAAAUGCAUAAAAUCUACAGGCUAACGAUAUACGAAGAGUCCAGCGAGUAGACAAGCCAUGAUCGUUUCGUUGCUUUCGUUUUCCGUGUCGUUUAAUCCCUCGGUAAAGCCGAUAGUAAACGUAGGAGCGAAUUUGAAAGCUAUGGUAAACGAUGGACACGGUACAGAGACGGGCAAAAUUCUUAUCCAAAGUAUAGAUUAAAAUUUGAUUUACGGAACGAAAUAUUUUUAUAAAAGAACAAACAAAAACUUCGUCGUUCGAUCGAAUAAAUUCCUAUGCGUUGGUUCCAUUCGUUAUCUGUUACUCGAAUAAAGUUUUGUCCAGCUCUAGCACGGUCGACUCGAGCGAGUCUUUACGAGUGGGUGAGUUUUCGAGUCGGUGCAAAGAGAGAAGAGAGAAGGGACGAGAAAAGCAUUCUUUACGUAUCGUUGUACGCGUUGUGUGAUAUGCGAUUACGCAGUCGAUACUUUGUUGAACUUUGUUUCGUUACGUUUACAUGGGUUGUGAUUCUAUAUGUGGGACUAAGUGAAUUCGUUGGUCGCUUAUUAUUGUUGAGACGUGUGUAUUAAUUUUUUUUUUUUUUUUGUUUGUUUUACAUCGACGAACAAGCGUUAAAGUUAAUUACUGUAUGCCAGUGUCGAGAGUCAUUCUCCGGCCGUUUUUCAUUUUCGUACCGGAGACCACAAAAAGUAUAAAGCGAGAAUUUCAUAAAAACGCCACGAUUUGUAUUCCACUUGGGACUCUCUUCGUUUUCCGUUCAUCGAACGGACCAACUACCAACGGUAGAUGCGUGGGAAGCAGCCGCUCUUUUUCCUCUUUAUUUCCUCCGCGCUUUUCUAAGAACGCCUUCGAGACGGACUUGUUGUUCUAUAUUUUUCUUUUUUGUGAUAAGCGAACUGGAUGUUCUCCGUGAGAAUAUUUAUCAGCGAACUCGACGAACGUUUGAUAAUUAUAUUACACGCUCUUCACGUGAAAUACAGUUUCGUUUCUUACUAUACAGUACACUCGUUUCUCUCAUUCGACUCCUUUUCCCGCCGCCUCUACGUCCCUCCAUUCUCUAAGUGCGCGCAGCUGUCGUCCUGGAACGGGACCGCGCGAAAAACUCAAUUUGCAUAUUUUACUACGGUCGAUUCGAUCGAAACCAGUUCAUCGAACGAACGGAACGAAAAAUGAGAAUUAAAAAAAUGAAAGGUCGUCGAACCUGGGCCAGCGUUUUUCGAGAGGGGAUAAGUUUAGAUCCUAUUCUACGGAAUGUCCUACUAGUGGACCUCCCCUCAGGAGAGGAAUCAUCUUUCAUUCAAGUAACGCAAUGUCUCCAAGGAAUUAUCCAAUCUUAAAAUAACAAAACAAAAAAGAAUGGAAUAUACGGUAAGGAUGUACAGUAUUGCACAGUCGAAAUUCCGGUCAAACAAAUCCCAAAUUCGUUUGAUCGAGGUUUUACAAUGUAAACACGAGCGUUUCAUCCUUGAAUAUGUAUACAAAUAGUAGAUGUUUUACCGCUGCCUGAUAAACUGACACGGUUGGACACCCGUCGUUACAAGCGAAGCCACAUUUGGAGUCCGCGAGAACCGCAGUGGGGAGAACCGAUCACGUGAGCCGCGUGGAUGGAUCAACAUCUCGCCGAGUAUUUCAGUUUUCCUUAGAUCUCGCAGUAUGAGUCGGGACGGCGAAGUAGCGACAACGAUGAGGAUCGUUGCACUGUUGUUUCUAUUCGGCACGAUUGCCGGUAGCAACGACACUCUUUACAACGAGAUCCCGACUACAGAGUCGGCGGACGAUUUAGAAGAAAAAGUGAACGAGCACGGGUUCGCGAAGAACAAAACGUUGCACGAGAUCUUCAACGAUGCUGUUCACGCGUAUCUCGAGGAAGACUGGGACCGUUGCAUCAACGACUUCAACGCAGUUUCGCAUGGGUACAACGUUUACAAACGCAGGAUGAUAAAUUGUCGACAAAAGUGCAGGGCUAGCGCCGCCGGCACGGCACCGAUAUUCCCGGAAAACAUAGAGGAUCUGCACUUUUACGAGAAGAAAGUGAAAGAAACGUUGUGCCUUCUGAUGUGCAAUCAAGAAUAUCGCGAGAUCGCCGGCUCGAAAGCUUUGAAGAUGUUGCCGCGCGAUACCGAACAUAAAUUGAUGGAUCUCGUCCCUUACGAGUACGUGCACAUCUGCUACUAUCAGAAAGAGCGUUACCAAGAUGCGGCGAACGCGAUCUUCACUUACCUAGUCAGGCAUCCGGAACACGAGGCGAGCACAGCAACUUUGAAAAAUUAUUUGACGCUGCCCGGUGUAGAGCCGGAAAACGUCGUAAACUUAGAAGGAGCACCGUAUGUCAGCAUGUACUUGAGAGCAGUGUCGGCUUACGAGAACGAAAACUACGCAGAAGCGGCGAGUCUCUUCGAAGCGUCGCUGAGAUCUUAUUUGGACUCCGAAGAGGAGUGCAGAUUUUACUGCGAGGGUCCCUUCGAUCAGGGUUGGCUUCCAGAGUUCACGUCCUCCAUCGCCAACCAUUUCGCGCAUUGUUUGAAGUGCAAACGAUCAUGUUCCACCUUGUUAAACAACGUAAACGGCAAUUACCAGAAGGACAUACUCUGGACUCACUACGAUUAUUUGCAAUUCUCCUAUUACAAACUGGGCAACUUGAAGGCGGCCUGCGCUAACGUGGAAAGUUUCUUGUUAUUCAAUCCCAUCGACGAGUCGAUGCUUCAGAACAAGAAAUACUACAGGGCUCAACCAAAAGUGAAAGAGGAGGAUUGCGUUCCGAGACAGGAAGCUCUUAGCUACGCGAAAAGGCAGGAAUACGAAUUCAAUCUCUUGCGCUACAUUUCCAACGAGUUCUCAGCCAUCGACGCUAAACUCGCAAAGAUGAAGAAGAAGAAAUCCGAAACGAAGAGCGGCAAAAGCAAAGAGAAGGAGCUAGGAAAGAAAUUGAGUUCGGAGGCGACAUUGUAUACACCGCCUGGCCAUUCGUCGCUUUCUCACACGCAACUGGUAAAAAAUUUGUCUAUGAUACGAGACGAAGGACACGAGAUACGCGACGUACCACGGCGUAAGGUCAACGUCGAUAUCUAUCUAGUGGCGGAAGAGAAAGAGCUUGGCGAAAAGAAUCGCUACGUGGCUGACGGAUUCCUCAACUCUACGGAGUGCGGUCUCUUGAUGGAGUUGGCCUCGAUGACUGCGGUGGAAGGAGACGGAUACAGCGAAUUCAAAAGCCCGCACUCCAAGUACGAACGAUUCGAAGGGAUCACGAUAGGAAGAAUCGCGUUGAUGGUAUACGUGGGGCAAAUAGAAACUGAACGAUUGCAGCAGCUUUUGGAAAAAACAGAGGAGGCGCGUAGCCACGUGGAAAGGUAUUUCGGACUAGAUCGGCCACUGUAUAUCACCUACACCCAUUUGGUCUGCCGUACGGCUCUACCUGGUAAUUUUCAUCUGAUGCAUCAACGUGCUUCUGGUUCCUUUCGCAGCUGUAAUCGCGUCGCAUCGAUUUACUUGGUACGGCACGUGGAUUCGCCGACGGAUCGAAACGACUUGAGUCACCUAGUUCACGCUGACAAUUGUAUACUGAUGGAUAAAGGUACUUGCAUCCGCGAAAGCCCAGCCUACGUCUGGAGGGAUUACUCGGCGAUCCUCUACCUGAACAACGACUUCCAGGGCGGCGAGUUCUUCUUUGCGAAGGAUCGCACGAAACGAGAGUUGGACAAUCUAGUUUUCCCGCGUUGCGGGCGUAUGGUGGCCUUCUCCGCUGGCGAAGAGAAUCUUCACGGUGUACGCAGCGUUCUUCGAGGCAAAAGAUGCGCGUUAGCUCUGUGGUUCACUCAGAACGAGACGCACAUGGAGUACGAGAGGAUCCUGGCUCAGGCGAUCUUGAAGCGAGUCCGUUCGGUUGGACCUCUUCGAGAAAAAGGUGUCCAGGUGCCUCUAAGGUACGAGGACGUGCUCUUCCAAUACGCGAGCAACGACGAGUUGAUAAGGCAUUUUCUAGGCAAUGCUUCGUGAACUAGAAGCAUAGUCAACGAAGAUCUUUAGUAUUAUAUUACGAGUUCCAGAAUUUUCAUAGGCGAAUGAUAAUUUACAGAGUAAUAUAUUUCAUUCCCGGUCAACGUGACUGGGGCACAGUAAACCAGGGACCUGAGAAGACAAUUCACAGAAACAAGAAAUCCUACAAAGUACAUUCAAGAUUCCUCUACUUAGUACAACUUGCUUUUUUUCCUUUUUAUUUUUGUACAGUUUGUGUCAUACGCAUUCGAUUCAGUCGCAUUUAUUUCGUUACCUUGAGUAUAUGUGUAUACUCGUAUAAUAAAGUAUAUUGUCUAUAAUACAAAUAGGAUGUUAGUUGUAUGCGGGAUAGUACGAAUAGUCGCGGCCAUCGAACAGCUUUAUUUAUAUAAAAUAUCCUAAUCUUUAUUAGAACAUAGACAUUACAUGUCAACAGGCUUACAUAACCAUCCUAUGUAUCGUGUAACAUGUAUAUUGUAAUUUAUUUAUUCUCCUCGUCGUAUUUAUACUAUGUAUAAGAGUCAUAUGUAUAUAUGCAGUUGCAUUGCGAUCUCCGCUCUUCGAUGCGUCUCUCGUGUGAUUUCAAGCCCUGUACACACUGCCCUUAUGCAUAAUCGCGACGAUACGCGUAUUCUCAGAUUGUGUGUUGCGUGAAUGUGUAUAGUAGCGCUAUCGAUACCCAAAAUAUCU
Messenger RNA from Hylaeus anthracinus, 7674 nucleotides. RefSeq names its product prolyl 3-hydroxylase 1-like. Gene Ontology annotation, molecular function: collagen binding; iron ion binding; protein binding. The coding region runs from base 4645 to 6984 and encodes 779 amino acids. The record is from RefSeq and is a predicted model, not a curated record. Gene Ontology annotation, biological process: collagen fibril organization; collagen metabolic process. The transcript has 11 exons. Gene Ontology annotation, cellular component: endoplasmic reticulum. Lineage: Eukaryota; Metazoa; Arthropoda; Insecta; Hymenoptera; Colletidae.